CGGCACUCGAUAACGUGCAGUCGUUGUGGACAAACGCACUCUCCGCCGAACGCAAUUUGGCCGUUUACAAUUGGUUUAUUUUUUAUUUUUGUUGCUGUUAUCGUUUGCUUUGUUGUGAUCGCGUUCUUCUUGCAAAAGCCGUUUGCUAUCGCUGCAGUGUUGACAAAUGUGUGUCUUUGCGAGUGAGUGCUUGCAACAACAUUGUUACCUGCGGCACGCGUAAGCAAAUGCUUGAAUCUCCGCUCAACUGUGUGUUAGUCAUGAUCGUGAUUCGUUUGUUUCAACAUUUGAAUCAUCCAACGGACUGCAAUAAACCGCUUCCCGCUCCCCACCCUUGCUCACCUGUUGCGCUCAGCAUUCAUGAAUAAUCCAGCGGCAAUCGUGUGAGAGGUGAGAAAGAGCAAGCGAGAGAGAGGGCGACAGAGCACGCAUCUCGAAUUGUUUACAUUUAGUCAGCGCAGCGCAGCUCAGUUCGAGUUGAGUUCGAGUUCGAGUUGAGUUCGAGUUAAGUGGAAUUAUGAGUAAUAUUCACCUUAAUGCGAUUGAGCCUUGAAUUGGCUUUCGUUUCGGUAUUAAAUUGAGUCUUCUGACUGUGUCGAUUGUGGCAACUAUUUCGCCCUAUCAGCGAUUACGUAAAUAAUAAACAAACGAUAAGAAUUGCGAACAGACAUCUGUGAAUUGUGAUUUGUGAUCGGUGAUCAGCUUAGUUUUUGGUAAAUCGCAUUCAGAUCGUGAAUGUCAACACAGCUGGACAAAUCGGGUGUACAACAAACCGCAAAAAGCAAUCGCAUGUGCCACACACACAGACACCACUGAACAAGAAUGAGUGACGACACAAUAACAGCAAGCAGUCUGGGGUAUGGCGAUGACUUUAUGCCGGCGACUCCAGCGAUCGACAGCGGCCUGAUCGAUGCGGACGAGAGCGGAUUCUCGCAGUCGUUGCUGACCUUUGCGGCAGUGAUGACCUUUCUGAUAAUGAUCGUUGGCAUCUUUGGCAACUUCCUGACAGUUGUCGCUCUGCUCAAGUGCCCCAAAGUGCGCAAUGUUGCCGCCGCCUUUAUAAUCAGUCUCUGUAUCGCUGAUCUGCUCUUCUGCGCACUGGUGCUGCCGUUCCAGGGACUGCGCUUUGUGCAGGGCACCUGGCGCCAUGGUCAGGUGCUGUGCCGACUGAUCCCAUUCAUACAGUACGGGAAUAUUGGAGUGUCGCUGCUGUGCAUAGCGAUGAUAACGAUCAAUCGGUAUGUGAUGAUCACCCAUCAUGGGAUCUAUGCGAGAAUCUAUAAGCGACAUUGGAUCGCUGUAAUGAUCGCCGCCUGCUGGCUGGUAUCCUAUGGGAUGCAGUUGCCAACGCUGAUGGGUGCCUGGGGUCGAUUCGGCUACGAUGCACGACUCCAGACAUGCUCCAUAAUGAGUGAUUCGCAUGGGCAUAGCAGCAAGACGACGCUGUUUAUUACCGCAUUUGUGAUACCCUGUUUGGUCAUCAUUGCGUGCUAUGCGAAAAUCUUUUGGGUUGUUCACAAAUCGGAGCAGCGGCUCAAGCGUCAUGCCAAGAAACAGAACUCCAUACCCAAUAAUCUGCGUGGUGUGGCAGCAACAACAACAACAACAGCUGCAGCAGCAGCUGGACUCGAUAAUCAAUCGAUGCAAUCAAAUCCAAAUCCAGCAGCCAACAGUCGUGUGUCCUCCGACAGCAGCAGCAGCUAUUCGUCAGAUGUGGCUGUGCCGCCCGAGCUGAAUCCGAGCAAGCAACAACAGCAACAGCAGCAGCCAACUCGGGUCAAGGAUCAGCGCGAAGUGAGGGCGAAGAGGAACGAGUGGCGCAUCACAAAAAUGGUGUUGGCCAUCUUUUUAUCGUUUGUCAUCUGCUAUUUGCCGAUAACGAUUGUCAAGGUGGCCGACAAGCAUGUGGAGCAUCCCAGCUUGCACAUCUUCAGCUACAUCAUGCUGUAUUUGUCCGCCUGCAUCAAUCCGAUCAUCUAUGUGAUCAUGAACAAACAGUAUCGAAAGGCCUACAAAACGGUUGUCCUGUGCCAGCCGGCGCGACUCCUGCAUCCAUUUGGCAAGACGAACGGGGGGGCAAGCAGCGCGGGAGAGAAAUGGAAAGAUACCGGAUUGAGCAACAACCACAGCCGCACCAUUGUCUCCCAGAUGUCCGGCGGCGCAGCAGCAACGGCAACGGCAACAGCUGCAGCAAUGGCCCCCAAAACGAUAUCCGAUUGCCAACCCUGCCACAAACAGCAGCAGCAACAGCAGCCGGCAAUGGCAAUGGCAACGGCAACGGCAACGGCACUGGCAACUCCAGUCCCACAAUCGUUGGAGCUACAAUCCCGCUGUCCGGAUUUGUUAAGCAGAACGAAUGCGAAACCAUUGAUUAUGUCCCCAUCCCCAUCACUGGCGACGCCGCCGCCGCCGUCAGUAAUGGUGGCCAAGCUGCCGCCCAAGAGGAGCAAUCACUCCUACAUCAACAACGGCUUCAACAUCAACAGCAGCAGCAGCAACAGCAGCAACACCAGCAGCAGCCUAAGCAAUCCCAGUCCCGUUUAUCGCCCCGGAGCUGGCUGCCCAGCUCCAUCGUCGCUGCGUCGCAUCACCAUGGUGGGGGACGACAUCAUCUUGGAGGAGGAAGAGUUGCCCGCAACGCCGCCCAGUCCCAGCAAAAUAACGAAAGCGCCCAUCUACAUGAACGUGAACAGUCCAAAGAGAAUGCAAAUGCAAAUGCAAUCUUAUAGCGUUAAUACGAAUGCACCGGUCAAGGAUGCACUGCAGCAACAGGAUCAGCAGCAACAGCAGCAGCAGCAGCCCGAUAAGGAUGCUACUAGCAAAGUGCUCAUCACAAAGUUUGCAAAUCCAAAAGACUAACGAAAUGCUUUAAUUCCAAAUAUCGUAAAUGUUACAUUCCCUCCUCCUUCCCCAAAAAAAAAAAAAAAUUACAACCCAUGUGCAUAUCGUAUAUAUAUUGUGCACUCAAUAUCGUUUACGGUAUGCUUGCAUAUAUAUAAAACAAAUAUGUAAAUGUUGUUGUUUAUUGUAUAUGAUGAUAGUAUAUAGUAAAUGUGUACGAUACGAUAUUCGCUUACGAUAUGCGCACACACAAUUGUUCAUAUCAGGCGUAUAUCGUACACUCAAUAUCGCUUACGAUAUUAUAAUUUCUGUUUAUUGUAAAUGAUUCACAUAUAUCGUAUGCUCUUACGGUAUUUUGUAAUCGUGCCUACUUUUAACUAUUUAUCGUUGCCCACACUUAGUAUUAACCAAGCCAUCUCCAAACACCGCGCCCAACACUCUAAUUACACCUACAAUUGAUAUCGAUAUCGAUAAUUCAUAUAUCUAUAUAUAUAUUAUCGAUAUACAUAUCUCUGCAUAUCCCUCCAUGUAGCAUUUUUGAUGCACAUUUGCGUCUUGGGCACGGUGCACGCAAUUGUCGAUUAUGCUUUCGACUAUAAUGUUUUUUUUUUAUAUAUUAUUAUUACAUAUUUUGGUUUAAUACUAUUUAUAAAAUAUAUUUGUGACCCGAAAUUCUUCCUUUUUUUUUUUUGUGCACACAAUCUUGUUAAGAUCUGAUUGGCUUGGGGUUAGUUUGUGUCCUUGUGCCUCAGUUUAGAAUGAUUAUAACAAUGUAGUAAUAGUAUAUAGUAUGCCAUAAAACAUUCCAUUUAGACCUACCUACUUACUCUAUGUUUGUACCUAAUUUAGAUCACACACUAAACUAUAUAUUUCUAUAUAUACAUAUAAACAAAAGCAAAAAAAAAAAGACAGCAACGACAGAGAGAUGCACUUCAAACAAUCGAAUAUACAAUAAUACUUAUGAAAAGCCUAUUUCAAUCUCAUUAUUUACGUAUUUUAUUCAAUCUACAUAUAUGCAAAUAUGAAUUAUUUUAUAAUGCAUUUUCUAAUCUUUGCUGUGCCUGCUUAUCUCUAAGGAAAGAGAGCGACACAAGUACGCCCAACGGAUUUGUUGAUGCACAUACAGACCACAUAUAUAUAUAUAUAUAAUAUAAUACAUAAUAUAUAUAUACAUAUGCACAUAUACAUACACAUACGAGUAUGCUGCUAUCAGUUGUUGGCCUGUUUUUUCGCCCAAAAUAUUCGCUCUUUGUCGACAAUCGUCACUCGAUAAUUAAAACGCCUCCAUUAAAAUAUUCAAA
This is a messenger RNA of Drosophila grimshawi, 4142 nucleotides long. RefSeq names its product G-protein coupled receptor moody (gene moody). NCBI's taxonomy places the organism in Eukaryota, Metazoa, Arthropoda, Insecta, Diptera, Drosophilidae. The transcript is spliced from 5 exons. The coding region runs from base 823 to 2859 and encodes 678 amino acids. The record is from RefSeq and is a predicted model, not a curated record. Gene Ontology annotation, biological process: G protein-coupled receptor signaling pathway. Gene Ontology annotation, molecular function: G protein-coupled receptor activity. Gene Ontology annotation, cellular component: membrane.